Messenger RNA from Phaethon lepturus (White-tailed tropicbird), 210 nucleotides. It is a transcript of the gene PFDN5, whose product is annotated as prefoldin subunit 5. The record is from RefSeq and is a predicted model, not a curated record. The annotation marks the transcript as partial. Gene Ontology annotation, cellular component: prefoldin complex; cytoplasm. The transcript is spliced from 3 exons. NCBI's taxonomy places the organism in Eukaryota, Metazoa, Chordata, Aves, Phaethontiformes, Phaethontidae. Gene Ontology annotation, biological process: protein folding; regulation of DNA-templated transcription.
GAGGUGGAGUUCCUCUCGUCCUCCAUCGCCCAGCUCAAGGUGGUGCAGACCAAGUACGUGGAAGCCAAGGACUGUCUCAACGUGCUCAACAAGAGCAACGCAGGGAAGGACCUGCUGGUGCCGCUCACCAGCUCCAUGUACGUCCCCGGGAAGCUCUCGGAUGUCGAGCGCGUCCUCGUUGAUGUUGGAACCGGCUACUACGUGGAGAAG